GAGUCAAAAGCUUCGCCCCUGUGCAGAUUAUUUAAAACGGCUAAUAAAUUAAAUAGUCAAACUUUUAAAUGUUCUGAAGUGAUAGCAAAGUAAGACGUAGAUUAACUAAGGGUAAACAGCCAGCUUUUAGUUUUCUAAACUAACUAUAUUAUUUUAUUGUCUUAAACCUUAAAGUGUGCAGAUAUGAAGAAAAAGUACUUGAAAUUAGACAGAAAAGUAAAACAAAUACUUAAGACAAAUAGCCUUCUUCAAUAUUUAAAAGUGUUCACUAUGAUGUGUAAGGGUAUUGUUUCACAAGAGAUGACUAACAUGAAUGAAAAACAGAUGUAGAGAAUAACAAAGAUUACGGAGGAUUGAUAGUGGAUAAAUCCAAGUUUCAUUUUAAAUCUGUGUUUCUUUGGCAAUUGGAUUUCAUGUAAAAUCCGAAAGACUGCUGAUACCAUGCAUUAUAAUACCCGAAGACUGUCGAUGUACUCUCUGUUAUUAUCAUUGAUUGCCAUGAGUGUGCUUCGAGAUUCAUUGGAAACUGUUACUGAAAUCGAUGUGAUAGCGUUUCUUAAAAACACGAGUGUUCCUCCACUUGUUACGGGUUCAAAACACUGGUCUGACUGGUCGCCUGACAAGAUUAUCGAUGGCAACAAUGGUGACGGGGAUGCCAAUCAAUGUAAAUGUUGCGCGGCGUUAUAUCGACCAGCUUGGGCGAGUCUGGACCUCAACUCGCCCUUUUUAUUAUCAAGAAUAAAAGUUUUCGGAAGAACUGACGGAAGUCGUUGGCAAAGUGAAAACCUUAUUGCCUACAUUGGAGAUUCAUCAAUGGGAUACCAGAACUUAACACAGCUGAAUACCCCAGACAGAACCAAGACUGGCCUACUCAUACACCUUGAUCCCCCUCGACUGGCGCAGUACAUCACUUUUAAGAAGCCAAAUGACGACUUUAUGGCGAUAUGUGAGGUUGAGGUAUUAAAAACAGAAUGCCCUUGUAGAAAGUUUGGUGACAGAUGUGAACAGUCAUGCGACUGUACUACGUGCUGCGACAGUUUAGAUGGGAAAUUUAAACAAUGUAAACCAGGAUAUAGUCCACCGACUUGUGAAACAGAAUGCAUGAAUGGAACAUAUGGACAAAACUGCAGCCAAAAUUGCAAUAUAAAUUGCUUCUACAACCACUGCGAUGCAGUGACUGGAUCUACAUGCGUGGAGGGUUGCCAGCCCGGAUAUGAUUUCUUGGCAAACGAGGAUUGUUCUAAAGGCUGCCAGAAUGGUUUUUACGGUAACUGUAGCCAACAAUGCGGGAACUGCAAAUCCCCGCCCUGUAACAAAGAAGACGGUAAUUGUGUCGGAGGAUGUGCUGACGGAUUUAAGGGAAUUAAAUGUCAACUUGCUUGUUCGAAAGGAACUUAUGGCGAAAACUGCUCCGGCAAUUGUAGCUCGUUUUGUGUUGAUGGACAAUGCGACCAUAUCACCGGCGUUUGCGAUAGAGGUUGUAUACCCGGAUACGAUUACAAUAAGGACACACAUUGCAAAACUCCCUGUCAAGUUGGGACAUAUGGACAAAACUGUGCUAACUUUUGUGGACACUGUCGAAGCAAAGAAGCAUGUGAAGAGAGUACCGGCAAAUGUGCAAACGGAUGUGACUUAGGGUUUUCUGGAAAAAUGUGCAAAGAGCCUUGCAAGAAUGGCUUUUUCGGAUACAACUGUUCUUUGUCGUGUCAUUGCAAUGGCUCCGAUUUUAUGUGUGAUGACCGCUAUGGAAAUUGUUCCAGCGGUUGUUCAUUCGGAUAUGGAGGAUUCAACUGCAGUAUAGAUUUGGAUAUCAUCUCAAGUGGCAUGGUAAAUCCGCUUGUUAAUCAAUCAAGCCAGUAUAUGAGAUGCAACGCUGAAAAAGCUAUUGAUAGAUUACUUUUCAUUAGUAAUGAUCAACUAUGCGAGACCUGCAGUGCCACUUCUGGAAAUGAGCCACCACAGUGGCAGCUGGAUUUAGGAAGGAAAGUCCUUUUACAAGGAUACAGAAUUUAUGGCCGAAUGAGUGGAGGGCCAGGACAAAGCAGCAAUUUUAAUGUCUACGUCUCCAACAUAUCAACAUUCACGGAGUUUGUAGAACAUGUAGAAUCAACUUUGCAUGAUGAUGGAUAUAUCAGAAGAUUUUCGCUGCCCAGGAUCAUACAGUUCUUAACACUAAAUAGAUCAAAUAGCAGUGUUUUGACAUUAUGUGAAGUGAAAUUAUACGAUGGGGGAUGCGAACUUGGCAAAUACGGGGAGGGUUGCAUCCACGAUUGCCACUGUGCAAAUGAAGAAAUUUGUGACGGUGUUACAGGUGAAUGUGCCUCACAGAAUUGUAAACGAGGGUGGACAGGAUUCUCAUGUAAUUUUCCCCUCGUCAAAGAUCAACAAACCUUUCCAUUCGGUGCAGUUGCUGGAGGGGUAGUCGGGGUCCUCUGUGGCGCCGCUGUCAUAGUUGGCUUAGGAUUUUUCUUCUACAGAAGAAGAACUCGAAAACCACCAACAACAAAAUCAAGUCAAACGUACGAAAAGGCUGGGUUUGGUACACCAACACUGAACGUUUCAAACGCAUCGAAGAACAUUUCUGCACAAAUUUCAGGAGUUGUACAUACGACGGACGCAGAUAAUCAGUAUUAUGAGUUUGGAAAUUUCAUACCUGGCAUUCAGCUUCACAAUCUUUGGGAUUACAUCAGAGACAACAAGAAAAACGAAUGCCAACACUUUAAUGACGAGUUUGCGAAGCUUCCAACUGGACCGGUUCAUCAACACAAUGUGGCUGAAAGAGAAGAAUACAAAGGGAAGAACAGAUACAGGGAGAUGUACGCAUAUGACCACUCCCGCGUGCCGUUACAGAAGGAAAAGGAUGGCGACUGUGAUUACAUUAAUGCGAGCUACAUAAACGGUUAUGGUAAAGUUCGGAAGUUUAUCGCUUCUCAAGGUCCAACCAAAAACAUGAUCGACGAUUUCUGGCGAAUGGUCUGGCAAGAAAAUGCUGAAAAGAUUGUAAUGCUUACUAACCUGGUUGAAAUGGCGACGGUAAAGUGCCUUCAAUACUGGCCAGAAAUGGACCAAACAUGCUCAUUCGGUGGAAUCGACAUAUCCGUCACUGGUGUUGAAGAGUUUAGAGAUUAUGAAAUAAGAACAAUAAUUGCUAAAAAGGCCCAAAGUGAUUCCAGGCGAAUUCAUCAGUAUCACUUUAAAGCCUGGCCAGACAAAGAUGUCCCUGAUAAUGGGUGGUGUCUUGUUGAGUUUUUGAAUGCUGUCGAAGCACAGUCGACAAAUGCACCUUUCAUAGUGCACUGCAGUGCCGGUAUUGGUCGGACCGGCACGUUUAUUGCACUUGACAACCUCGUAGAUCAGGCAAGGACUGAAAAGUGUGUUAGACCGUUGCAAAUGGUUGAAGCCCUGAGGCGCCAACGUGUCAACAUGGUUCAGACAAAGGAUCAGUAUGUAUACUUGCACGAAGCGCUUGCCGAAGCCCUGUUAAUGGGCACUGAUCACGUCUGGAAUAGACAGUUUGAAGAGGUCCAUCCCUUCAUGAUGGCAACAGAACCGGGAGAGAAACAAACGAGGAUGGUUAAACAGUUUCAGUUGAUUGAACAAAGUCUUACAAAUGAGGCUCAGCAGAUGCAGGAUGGACCUGAAUAUGGAAACAUGGAAACAAUUAUAUCAGAAAUCGACGCAUAUCGCCCGAAAUUAAAGAAACGAGGUUCAAAUUUUACACAACAGCUCGACGCAAUCCUGUUGCCAGGCUUUUGCGGAAAUAACACGUUUUUAAUGUGUAAAUCUCCACGUGAAGAGCAGCUGGAAGAGUUUUGGUCUCUUGUUGAGGAGCAGCACGUGAUCACCGUCAUUAUGCUUACCUCUAGUUCAAGCCGAGCACACCAGACAUGCGUGUACAUGGGCGGAAAUGGAGAUGGAAAAGUUGGACGAUAUUCCGUUAACUUCAUACAAGAAUGGAAAAACAAAACGUUUAAUGAAAGAAGCUUUUCGUUUCGGGACGACAACAAUGAGGGCGAAGAUAAUCUAACAACAGUAAAACAGUUUCAAUUCACCGCUUGGACUGAAAACGAAUCACUCCCACCAGUGCAAAACAUGUUAGACUGCCUCGAUGAUGUAAGAAAAUGGCAGCCGCAUCUAGCCGAAAACAGAGCUGUUCUGAUUCACUGCGAGACGGGCCAUGAGCGGAGUGGAUUGAUCGCAGUACUUCUAAAUGAGCUCCAUCGCAUGGAAAAUACACGAGGUCAAAUAAACAUCGUGGAGACUGUGAAGACAAUGAAACAGAGAAACAGGGACAUCAUACCCAAUACUGUCCAAUAUAAAUUCAUUUACGAUUCACUUUUGGAACAUGUCAAGAACUCAACUGUAUAUGAGAACAUCAAAAGUGCUUAAAAAUGGCAAUGACCCUGGUACUGUGGUGUGCUGGGCUUAAAUAAUACCUCAAGUUAUAUAGGUCCUAAACGUGGCAGAUAUUGUAACGUACCAAGAUCAGUAUCAAGCAAGGAUCUUGUCUUACAGAUAACACCUCGUACUAAAUACAUGGAGACAUCAUUCACAAAUUAUAGCAAAAAUAUAUGGAAUGACAUUCCUUUACAUAUACGUACCUUGAAAACCCUUAAAACGUUCAAAGGAAAUUAUAAGUUUCAUUUAUUUUGUGAAUAAUAAGCUAUUUUACAUGAUCUUUAACAUAUGUAUAUGUUUAAUUUAUAGUUAUGUCGUUUGAGUGUCUGUCAGUGAAUAUUGAAGUAUGAAUGCAUUUAUAAACAUAGUGUUUAAUAGUUUUAUAUGCAAAUGUAUCUUUCUAGAUUUAACAUUGACAGGUGACUUAUUUUCCAGGAUAUAUUUUUUUUCCUUUUCUUUCUUUACCUUGAAGGCCAUAUUGAAAAUUAGAUUAUAUGUUCGCAUAUGUCUGAAUGUGUAACCUUCGGUAAAUAAAGCUUUUAUUAUUAUUAUUAUUAUUAUUAUUAUUAUUAUUAUUAUUAUUAUUAUUAUUAUUAUUAUUAUUAUCAUAACAAGACAUACACCUUUUAUGCCAAAACCGGCAUUGUUUAAUUGAAAAUUUGAAACGAGUGUGUGCUGCUGUUUUUAUAAAAAAUCAGGUAUUAUUCUAUUGCAUAGUUUUUUAUCAAUUUAGGAAAUAUCAUAAUCACAAUGUUAGUAAUGAUACAUGCAAAAUAAACGUUACUCGUGUGUAAUAGUGACGCAUUGUAUGUUUGUUUAUUAAAUUGUGUGUGUUGAAUUGCUAGCAUAGAGAUAUGUUUGGUGAUCAUUUAGUGUAAUCAACGAAACCAUAAACGUGUCUUGUUUACAGACAGAAGCGACUGUGUGCUACAUUUAUAUUUGUCAUACUUAGAAUGUAUAUAGUAUAUCUCCAAACAGGCUUUCCUAAGUUUACUUCAUAUUAAAUAUAACAUAAUAAUUAUAUGUGUGUAUGAAAUACGUUUUUAGGUACAUCAUAAAUAUACCAUUCAUAAAAAAGCUUCUUAACAAAACAUAGUACUAGUACUGUAGAAACUGAAGUAUUUUGUAAAGUAAUUGAUAUCUUGAUGCGUUUACCAGAGUGGCUUGAUUUUUUUAGCUUUAAUGUUAAUAUUGUCAAUAAAUGUGUUGUGACCAUGCUCGAAGUCAUUGUCCAUCAUUAUUAAGUAUCGUUAAUUAUGCAAAAUAAAAUAUGUACCUGAAACUGGUAACGAUUAUUUUGUGGAUUGAAUAUUGAACAACACUUCGAGCAUGGUCACAACACAUUUAUGGUCUAAAAUAGCAUUUAAUUUCCAAAAUUCAAGCCACUAUGACGUUUAUUGGUUUGUAGAAUGUUAAAAACAUUUGUCAAUACGUUACUUUUGAAAUCUUUGUCUUUUGUAUUGAAAUGUCCUCAAUGAUAAAAAAACACCUUGUUAUUGUUACUGACUGCAAGUUUAAUCGUGAAUGCUCAUGAUCCAUCGUUUUCCCUGCAAAUAUAUGUAACUAUUUUGUAAUAAAAUACCA
Messenger RNA from Mya arenaria, 5982 nucleotides. RefSeq lists its product as uncharacterized. Gene Ontology annotation, biological process: protein dephosphorylation. Gene Ontology annotation, molecular function: protein tyrosine phosphatase activity. The transcript has 31 exons. The record is from RefSeq and is a predicted model, not a curated record. The coding region runs from base 442 to 4389 and encodes 1315 amino acids. Lineage: Eukaryota; Metazoa; Mollusca; Bivalvia; Myida; Myidae.